UAACCAGUCUCCGCUCUCUCGUCCUGCUUAUAGCUCAGCAUCCAACACGCACCACCACAAAGACUACCGUCUGGAUUUUCGUCAUGGUAAAGCUGGGCAGUAACCUAUCGGAGAAGGUGGAGCGACAGGCGUCGCUGGAAGACGGCUUCGACAACAUCCCCCUCAUCACCCCACUGGAGGUGGGGCAGCUACAGCAGCCCUUCCCCGACAAGGUGAUAGUGAAGACCACCACAGAGUACGAGCUGCAGAAGAAGAAGAAGAAGAGGCUGUACGUGCCCAGCAUCAAGAAGCUCAACAUCAACCUGUACGACGAGGUGUCCGAGAAGGUCAAGCUCACUGGCCUGAUCCUGAUCACCUUGGCCUUCCUGGCGUGUUUGCUGCUGCUGGUGAUGUACAAGGCGCUGUGGUAUGACCAGCUCAGCUGCCCCGAGGGGUUCGUCCUCAAGCACAAGCACUGCACGCCGGCGGCCCUGGAGAUGUACUACUCGGAGCAGGAGGGUGGCGGCGGCGGCCCCAAGGGCGGCAGCCUGUACACGGCCAUCAGCCACCUGAGCCAGGCCAAGAAGAGCCUGCCCGAGCUGCCCUCGCCCUGGCUGCCCGUCAUCAACGCCCUCAAGGAGGCCCAGCGCGCCAAGGACCAGGCCGCCCACAGCCCCGAGUAGAGUAGAAGCCCCGGGGGGAGGGAGAGAGAGAGAGAGAGAGAGAGAGAGAGAGAGAGAGAGAGAGAGAGAGAGAGAGAGAGAGAUGAGUGGGGCAGGGUGAUUUGAGGGG
Messenger RNA from Sardina pilchardus (European sardine), 771 nucleotides. It is a transcript of the gene caly, whose product is annotated as calcyon neuron-specific vesicular protein. The record is from RefSeq and is a predicted model, not a curated record. NCBI's taxonomy places the organism in Eukaryota, Metazoa, Chordata, Actinopteri, Clupeiformes, Clupeidae. Bases 84 to 662 code for a protein of 192 amino acids. Gene Ontology annotation, molecular function: clathrin light chain binding. The transcript has 5 exons. Gene Ontology annotation, cellular component: membrane; endosome. Gene Ontology annotation, biological process: endosomal transport; G protein-coupled dopamine receptor signaling pathway; clathrin coat assembly.